UUCAAAACCCUAAAUCCCCAAAAUUAAACAUUUCUUCUCUCUGCUAAGAAAACAAAUGACCAGAGAUAUGGAUGCCACAGAGAAACUGAUUCAAAAAAUCUCAAAAAUUCUUGAAGAAACAAAAACUUCAAAUGCUACACACAUCAGAAAGCUAAAAGAGCUGUCUUUACUCUUAUUUUCGAAAAGAUCCCCAAAUCAGAGUCCCCAAAUCCCUAAUUCUUUUCAAUUCGCUUCUGCCUUUUGCAAAUCCCUAACUCCUCUUUUCCUCUUCCAACGACGGUCUGCCUCUGCUGAGCGUGUUGUUAAGUUUGUCUCUGUCUUUGCCGCCUCCACUACGGCGCGUGAUGGGAAAGAGAAUGAGGGGGCGGGUGCUGCUGGUGAUGGGUUUCUGGAGGAGUUCCUUAGGUUUUUGAUGACUGCGAGUUUGGCUGCUAAUAAGAGUGUUAGAUUUCGAGCUUGUCAAAUUAUCUCUGAGAUUAUAUUGAGACUGCCAGAUGACGCGGAAGUAAGCAAUGAGCUCUGGGAUGUGGUUAUAGAAUCCAUGAAGCUAAGAGUUGCAGACAAAGUUCCAGCUAUUCGCACAUUUGCAGUUAGAGCUCUUUCACGCUUUGCAAAUGAUACUGAGAAUAGUGAUAUUCUGGAUUUGUUUCUUGAAGUGCUUCCCUUGGAGCAGAAUGCAGAGGUUCGUAAGACAAUUGUAUUAGCUUUGCCACCUUCCAAUGCAACCUCACCAGCAAUCAUUGAUUGCACCCUGGAUAUGAGCGAGUCAGUCCGCAAAGCUGCAUUCUGUGUUCUAGCUAAUAAAUUUCCUCUUCAAAGUCUCAGCAUAAAGCUCAGGACAGUAAUUCUACAGAGAGGACUUGCUGAUCGUUCUGCAGCUGUUGCAAAAGAAUGUUUAAAGUUGAUGAGAGAUGAAUGGCUUUCUAAGUGCUGCAAUGAUGAUCCCAUUGAACUUCUUAAGUAUCUUGAUGUUGAAACCUAUGAAUUGGUUGGGGAAUCUGUGAUGGAGGCUCUAUUAAAAGAUGGAUUAAUAAAAUUACAUGGCGAUCGGAGUAUCCGGCAGUAUAUAUUAUCAACCUUUGGUGAAAAUGGAGAGGAACCUGAAAACUGCUCUGCAAGCAUCCAGCUAAUGGAACCGGAGUUUGCUCUUUAUUGGAAAACUGUGUGCAGGCACUUGCAGACAGAAGCACAGGCGAAGGGCUCUGAUGCUGCAACUACAAUGGGCACUGAAGCUGCAGUGUAUGCAGCUGAAGCUUCAGACAACAAUGAUCUUCUCGAGAGGAUUCUUCCUGCAACAGUUUCAGAUUAUGUAGUUUUGGUCGGAGCUCAUAUAGAUGCUGGACCAAAUUAUCGUUUUGCAUCUCGGCAGCUACUAUUGCUUGGUGCAAUGCUUGAUUUUUCUGACUCUACAAGCAGGAAGGUUGCUAGUGCAUUUGUACAAGACCUGUUGCACAGGCCCUUAGAUCAUGAAGUGGAUGAUGAAGGGAACAAGGUUAUCAUAGGAGAUGGAAUAAACCUUGGUGGCGACAAAGAAUGGGCUGGUGCAGUGUCCAGUUUGGCAAAGAAAGUCCAUGCUGCUGCUGGUGAAUUUGAAAAAGUUUUUCUUGCAGUUGUAGAAGAACUUGCCACGCCCUGUAGGGAGAGAACAGCAGACUUCAUGCAGUGGAUGCACAGCCUUGCUGUUACUGGUCUUCUUUUGGAAAAUGCAAAAUCAUUGUACUGGCUUCAAGGGAAGGCUAUUGAGCCUAUUGAAUUACUGCAGUCAUUACUGCUUCCUGGGGCAAAGCAUGCUCACUUGGAUGUGCAGAGGGUUGCUAUCAGGUGUCUUGGCCUUUUUGGCUUAUUAGAGAAAAAGCCAAGUGAAGAACUAUUGAAGCAGUUGAGGCUUUCUUUUGCUAAGGGCCCUGCUCCAGUUAGCAUAAUGGCGUGCAAGGCUUUAAUUGAUCUUGUCAUGUGGCACGGUCCUCAGGAAGUUGACAGGGUGAUUGGACUAGAUCAUUCAUCCAAUUUUCAGGGUGACAAGAUGGCAGUUGAUCUUGUGGACUUUUCUAAGGCUGAUGACAAUUUGAAUGUUGAAUUGCUUGACCUCUUAUAUGCUGGCUUUGAUAGAAAUAAUUGGGGAGAUGUCGAAACUGAAGAAAAUGAGACAGUGCAAGCUGCUCUUGGUGAAGGUUUUGCUAAGAUUCUUCUCCUUAGUGAGAAUUAUCCAAGCAUACCAGCUGCUUUACACCCUUUGCACUUAGCUAAGCUCAUUAAAUUGUAUUUCAGUAAUGAAACAAAAGAGCUGCAGAGGUUGAAACAAUGUUUAUCCGUGUUCUUUGAGCAUUACCCAUCACUAUCAGCAAAUCAUAAGAAGCAUUUGUCAAAGGCGUUCAUUCUAGUGAUGCGUUCUAUGUGGCCAGGCAUCUAUGGAAAUGCUGGAGGUUCUGCAGUAGUGGUUUCUAAUAUGCGUAAGCGUGCAGUCCAAGCAUCACGAUUUAUGUUGCAGAUGAUGCAGGCCCCCUUGUAUGCUAAACCGACUGAAAAUGGGGGUGAGAAUUGUAGCACGCAACCAACUGAAACUGUAGAUGGCUCUUUGCAACCUUCAUUUGAAUGUUCAGAUGAGGGACUUGGUAUUCGCAUUGCUGCAGAGGUGGCAAGCUUCACUACAAAGAAGACACCAGCUGAGAGGUCAUAUGUUUCAGCACUAUGUAGAAUACUUGACUUGCUCCAUUUUCGGGUAUCGGAACAAGGUGCAAUAAAAUUAAUGAGGAAACUCUUGAAUCGUGUGGCUGGAAAUGUAUCGACAGAGAAAGACCUUGUAAAGGAGCUGAAACAGAUGGCUGAACGUCUCAAGUCAGUAGAUAAGCAACCAGAAGAGGAGCUAUUGGAGGAUCAAGCAAAACUUAUUUUGGGGAAACUGGAAGUCGAUAUCAACUUGGAUGUUGAUAGCCCUGCUGCAAUGCCACAAACACCAGCCCCUCCGCAAUCAACUAGACCAUCACGUACCAGGAGACAGGCUAGGCAUGAAGACUCUUCUGAUGAAGAAGCCUCACCAACCACUGUUGUUCAGACUGCCCCUCGUACUAUAGGUAGCCGCUCACAAAGGGCUAGCAAGACUGCAGCCCUGACCAAGAUGACAGCUAAUUUAGCUGCUAGGAUUGUUGAAAUUGAUGAUGAAGAGGAAGGCUCUGAGAUGACUUCAGAAGAAGAUUCUGACGACUCUGUUCAUCAUGCUGAAUGAGCAUUUUACAGAUUUUCCUUGCAAAUAUUGUGCUUUCUCAGCACUAUUAUCUGUUGUUGUAUGCUUGUAGAGAAAAGGUCCAUAUUUUUUUUUUGUAAUGUGCAUUUUGGUUUGGAGGGCUGGACUUGGAAAUUCUGCCAGUGAAAUCAGCUCUGAACUACUUGUAUGAAUCCUAAUUCAUCUAUGAGAUUGACUCAAAUUUUCUGAAA
Molecule: messenger RNA, 3432 nt
Organism: Populus trichocarpa (black cottonwood)
Lineage: Eukaryota; Viridiplantae; Streptophyta; Magnoliopsida; Malpighiales; Salicaceae
Exons: 12
Coding region: 56-3223 (1055 amino acids)
Biological process (GO): mitotic chromosome condensation
Cellular component (GO): condensed chromosome; condensin complex
Source: RefSeq, a predicted model, not a curated record